Pistacia vera is the source of this 973-nucleotide messenger RNA. RefSeq names its product multiprotein-bridging factor 1c. Gene Ontology annotation, cellular component: nucleus. Bases 132 to 566 code for a protein of 144 amino acids. The transcript has a single exon. The record is from RefSeq and is a predicted model, not a curated record. Gene Ontology annotation, molecular function: DNA binding. Lineage: Eukaryota; Viridiplantae; Streptophyta; Magnoliopsida; Sapindales; Anacardiaceae.
CAUCUUCGAAGCUUGCAGAGCUUUCCAGACCGCCUCCUUUUAUAUAAACGGCAUCAACGUUCGAUUAUGUUGCAAGUAAAAAUAAACCGAUUUCUCUGUUUCUUUAGAGCUCUGAUUCUGUUUCAACAACGAUGCCGAGUAGAUAUCCAGGAGCAAUCACCCAGGAUUGGGAGCCUGUGGUGCUGCAUAAGUCCAAGACCAAGGCCCAAGAGUUGCGAGACCCGAAGGCGGUGAAUCAGGCCCUGCGGUCGGGCGUGCCGGUCCAGACAAUAAAGAAGUUCGAUGCCGGAUCAAACAAGAAGACGGCGCCGGUAGUAAACGCAAGAAAGUUGGACGAGAGUACCGAUCCAGGGACGCUGGACCGUGUGCCGGGUGAGGUGAGGCAGGCAAUCCAGAAGGCGCGGCUGGAGAAGAAGAUGAGCCAAGCGGAGCUCGCAAAGCUAAUAAACGAGCGGCCUCAGGUGGUUCAAGAGUAUGAGAAUGGAAAGGCUGUGCCCAACCAGGCUGUUUUGGCGAAGAUGGAGAAGGCCCUAGGCGUGAAGCUUAGGGGAAAGACUGGCAAGUGAUUGUUUGUAGGAACGACAACGUAGUUGGACAUAUAUCGCGUUGUUGGUUCUUUAGAUUUGCCUGUACUCUCUCAAUGUUUUUUCCAUCUUUAGGUUGUGGAAAGAUCUGAGAACAUGUUUGUGAAGUGGAUAAUUGAAAAUACCUAUAUUAUGUUGAGACUGUCUAGAACGGUAAUCUGCCCAUCUAUGCAGAACUCUUUCGUUUAAAUGUAUAUGUGUCUGUGAAGUUCAAUAUUAGUUCUCGCAUCAUUCCAUUACCUCCCACAAGAAUCGAUCGGUAUGGAUACAGAUUGCUUCUUUUCCAUUGCAAUGGAUUGGAUACAUCUCAGAUUCUCAAUUGUUACCAGACAUUCAAUCGGUGAGAAAUAAACUGAAUAAAAAUGAACAGCUCUCAAUUGUUCCACUCA